Messenger RNA from Lactuca sativa (garden lettuce), 2325 nucleotides. RefSeq names its product sulfate transporter 3.1. Gene Ontology annotation, molecular function: secondary active sulfate transmembrane transporter activity. Gene Ontology annotation, biological process: sulfate transmembrane transport. NCBI's taxonomy places the organism in Eukaryota, Viridiplantae, Streptophyta, Magnoliopsida, Asterales, Asteraceae. Gene Ontology annotation, cellular component: membrane. The record is from RefSeq and is a predicted model, not a curated record.
UCCAUCUAUCUCCUACAAGCUCCACCUCCUUCCUUCUGCUUACUCCACCGCCAUCUCCGCCUCCGGCCACUGAGCACAGAAUCAAAAACCAGAAAUUUAUUACACACUUCACAAGGCUACAAAAUGGGUACCGGAGAAUAUGACUACCCGAAAUCGAACUUCGAGCAGCAACCGCACAAAGUUGCCAUUCCGCCGCCGCAACCAUUCAUAAAAUCGUUGAAGACCACCGUGAAAGAAACAUUUUUUCCCGACGACCCACUGCGCCAAUUCAAAAACCAGCCUCCUUCACGAAAAUUCGUACUCGGAGUUCAGUAUUUCUUCCCCAUUUUCGACUGGGGAUCUCGUUAUAAUUUGAGUUUCUUUAAAUCCGACAUAAUUGCUGGUAUCACCAUUGCCAGUUUAGCAAUCCCUCAGGGGAUCAGCUACGCUAAACUCGCCAACCUGCCGCCGAUUCUCGGCCUGUAUUCGAGCUUCAUUCCUCCAUUAGUCUAUGCUAUGAUGGGAAGUUCGAAAGACUUAGCAGUGGGGACGGUGGCAGUAGCGUCGCUGCUGAUAGGUUCCAUGUUAGGUGCGGUGGUGAACGCCAAUGAAGACCCAAAGUUGUAUCUUCAGUUAGCUUUCAUGGCAACAUUCUUCGCCGGAGUUCUCCAAGCUUCAUUGGGAAUCUUUAGGCUUGGGUUUAUCGUUGAUUUCUUGUCACACGCGACGAUCGUAGGGUUCAUGGGUGGCGCUGCGACGGUGGUUUGUUUACAGCAGCUGAAAGGGAUAUUGGGUCUCGAACACUUCACUCAUGGCACUGAUCUUGUGUCUGUGUUGCGAUCUGUCUUCACUCAAACCCACGAGUGGAGGUGGGAGAGUGCAGUUUUGGGCAUUUGCUUCUUGUUCUAUCUCUUGGUUGCUAGAUUUGUUAGUACAAAACGACCAAAGCUAUUUUGGAUAUCGGCAAUGGCUCCAUUGACAUCGGUCAUCUUGGGGAGCGUUCUUGUUUAUCUCACCCAUGCCGAGAAACACGGAGUUCAAGUGAUUGGGGAAUUGAAGAAAGGACUAAACCCUAUAACAAUAAUGGACUUGUCUUUUGGGUCUCAAUAUCUAUCUACGGCAAUCAAGACCGGCAUCGUCACGGGUGUUAUUGCCCUUGCUGAAGGAAUUGCUGUGGGAAGAAGCUUCGCCAUGUUCAAGAACUACAACAUUGAUGGAAACAAGGAGAUGAUUGCUUUUGGCAUGAUGAACAUAGCUGGAUCAUGCACUUCUUGCUACCUUACCACUGGUCCAUUUUCGCGUUCGGCUGUAAACUUCAAUGCGGGAUGCAAAACUGCGGUUUCAAACAUCGUGAUGGCAAUCGCGGUGAUGAUCACAUUGUUGUUCCUGACACCACUUUUUCAUUACACACCGCUUGUUGUGUUGUCUUCAAUCAUCAUUUCAGCAAUGUUGGGUCUUAUUAACUAUGAAGAAGCUAUUCACCUAUGGAAUCUCGACAAGUUUGACUUCGUUGUGUGCAUGAGCGCGUAUUUUGGGGUGGUAUUUGGGAGCGUUGAAAUCGGAUUAGUGAUUGCGGUUGCAUUGUCGUUGCUUAGGGUGCUCCUAUUUGUCGCAAGGCCAAAGACAUUUGCACUAGGUCACAUACCUGAUUCAUCGAUCUAUAGAAGCAUCGAUCAAUACCAAAACGUGAAAACUGUCCCUGGAAUCCUCAUACUUCAAAUUGAUGCACCAAUUUACUUUGCUAACGCUGGCUACUUGCGUGAAAGAAUUUCAAGAUGGGUUAAUGAGGAGGAAGACAGAUUGAAGUCGGCAGGAGAGGAUAGCUUGCAAUACGUCAUACUUGCAUUGAGUGCGGUGGGGAAUAUCGACACGAGCGGGAUUACAAUGAUCGGAGAGGUUAAAAAGGUUAUGGAAAGAAGAGGACUAAAGUUGGUUUUGGCGAAUCCGGGAGGAGAGGUGAUAAAAAAGAUGAAUAAAGCGAAGUUGAUAGAAGUCAUCGGGCAGGAAUGGAUAUAUCUAACGGUAGGAGAAGCCGUUGGAGCCUGCAACUUCAUGCUUCAUACAUACAAAAAUGUUGAAAAGUCGGGUUCAAGUGGAUCAUCGUUGGGAAAAGAGACGCAAAGUGACAGUAACGUUUAAUGCGACGUCGUUAUAAGAGCAUUUGUUAGUAUUUGUCUUGAGAGGCGUAUUCAUGCUGAUAAAUAAUUUGUAUAUUGAUUAGCUCCUUUUGUCAAGUUCUUCUAAUUUUUACAAGUAGAACGUUCUCUUUCAAGUAAAAUUUGCAAGGAAAACGGAUAAUAAUUACCGAGUUACGAAAUGGAAGUAAGGGCUCGUUUUCAGCUACCA